Prosopis cineraria is the source of this 2586-nucleotide messenger RNA. Its product is annotated as TORTIFOLIA1-like protein 3. Gene Ontology annotation, molecular function: microtubule binding. The record is from RefSeq and is a predicted model, not a curated record. Gene Ontology annotation, cellular component: microtubule. The transcript is spliced from 5 exons. Lineage: Eukaryota; Viridiplantae; Streptophyta; Magnoliopsida; Fabales; Fabaceae. Bases 164 to 2026 code for a protein of 620 amino acids.
UAAUUCAUUACCUCUGAUCUGAAUGAAAGCGGGGUAAAGCACCGAGCACCGGUGAUGUCGAGGGAAAUGUCACCUCCUGAACCUUUCGGCUCUUAAGUAGUUCUCCGAAGUUUGAUCUGCUAUCACCUCCAGUAGCUCCAGCAUUAUCCGUGUCGCAAGGGCAAUGCCUCCGUCUUCAGCUCCGGUUCAUAGCCUCAAACAAAAGGUGUUCACCUGCCUCACCAAGCUCUCCGACCGCGAUACUCAGUCCCUCGCCGCCAAUGAGCUCGAGUCCAUUGCUCGGAACCUUGACUCAAACUCCGUACCAGUGUUCCUCUCCUGCAUUCACUCCACCAAUUCGUCAGACAAAUCGCCGGUUCGUAAACAAUGCGUGCACCUCAUGCAGGUUCUUUCCGAAACGCACGGAAACUCACUCUCCCCCUAUCUUUCCAAAAUCCUUUCCCAUAUAGUUCGUCGGCUCCGGGACCCGGACUCCUCGGUUCGAUCUGCUUGUGUGAAUUCCGUGUCGGCAUUGUCUGCACACAUCACCAAGCAACCGUUUGCUUCUUUCCUGAAGCCGUUAACUGAGGCUCUGUUCACUGAGCAGGACCAGAAUUCACAGUUAGGCGCGGCGCUUUGUCUGGCUUCUGCCAUUGAUGCAGCCCCUGACCCGGACCCGGCGAGAUUGUCAAAGCUCUUGCCGAGGUUCGAGAAGUUAUUGAGAAGCGGGAGCUUUAAGGCGAAGCCGGCGCUGUUGACCCUUAUCGGAAGUGUUAUUGAAGCUGGUGGAGUGUCGAGUCAUGCGGUUUUGAGCAAUUUGGUUCCGUGCACCGUGGAAUUCCUGAGCAGCAACGACUGGUCGGCAAGGAAGGCUUCGGCCGAGGCAUUGAUGAAGUUGGCGAUAGUGGAGCGGGACGUAUUAUCAGAAUUCAAGGCCGGAUACUUGAAUGUCUUCGAGAACCGACGAUUCGAUAAGGUUAAGGUAGUUCGGGAAGUUAUGAAUCAGAUGUUUGAGGCGUGGAAGCAGAUACCUGAUAUAUCGGAUGGAUUCUCUCCACCACCUAAAUCACAAUCUUCUUCCUCAGAAAAUGUAAGUGAUGGGCGCUAUCCGGCAUUCUCACAGAAUUCAUGCCGUCGUGCUUCUGUAAUGCCUCGAUUGUGGAAGAAAUCCACUCCAGUUAGCAAAUCAAGCCCUGAUAGUUCUGUUGUGAGCAAUGCUAAGAAGUUAAGCUUUAGUAGUAAGAGAAUGAGCUCAAGUGUUUCGCCAAAACAAAGCCAAAUGAAUCGGGAUGUUCCAAUGGCUGUGCUCAGUGCUCCCUCCGCUAUAGGUGCUAAUCAGGGUUAUCUUGAAGAGAGAAAUGAGAUGAUACCGGGAAAAAACAAAAAGGAGAAAAGCAGCUUUUCAAGGCCAGAAAUGAAACGAGCUCUUCCAAGUAAAAAUCCUGAUGAAAGAAAACACAAGUUUGGUGGCUCCAAAACUGGAUCUCGCGUCGUUCCAUGUCAUGAAGAGAGCCAAGAUUCAGUUACUAUCAGUAAUGUUGCUAAAGAUUUGCAUAGGAAUGACAAAGAUUGUGAAGAGUUAACUUUAAUCCGCAGCCAGUUAUUUCAAAUUGAAAAUCAGCAGUCCGAUCUACUUGAUCUUCUAGAGAGAUUCAUGAAUAGCUCACAGAAUGGAAUGCGAUCUUUAGAGUCUCGUGUACAUCGCCUGGAGUUAGCGCUGGAAGGGCUCUCUCAUGAUUUGGCUGUAUCAAAUAGAAGGGUGGUUCAUGCUGAUGCUCCUUGGGAUUCAUGUUGCCUGCUGCCUGGUGCCGAAAUUCUGAGCUCCAAAUUCUGGAGGAAAACACAGGGCCGGUAUUCUGGCUCCCAGUUCUCUAGAUGCAGUCGCACCCCACCACAAGCUGCCAUGUGGUACAGAGCUCACAUGAAGAGUGAUGCUGAAACUGAGUUGACAACUCCAAAGCGCAGGCUCCAUGGUGAUGGAGGAUUCAUCACAAAUCCGCUGGCAGAAGUUCAUAAUAACUUGGGAGAUACGAGACAUUGCGCAUAAGGAGAGCCAAUGGAUAACAGCAGCUUAUUGGCCGAAGAAAGAGACCUUCUAUCAACUUGCUGGAAGAUCUUUAUGGGAAAGUGUGAGAAUAACCGGAUCAGAAUAUUCAAAUUUGGUCAAUCUGCAGUCUUGUCACUCUCAAUUAAGGCGGGAAGCUUACUAUUUCAUACUUGUGCAGAAUUUCAUUGCAUGUCCAUCAUAUUCUUGGACAACUUUAGUAGAUUGAAACGGGUCCACGGCUUACUCUUUCGUUUAUUGAUUAAUUACUAGGUUGUAUUCCAGUUGUGCCAAAGGUGACGAUGAUACACCUCUAGAAUGUAAGGUUUCUGUUCUGUGCCAAGAUUGGCGUCCUAAAUAGUUGCCACUUGGGAGGUUGUGACAAGAUUCUCCUUGGCUAUCCCAUCCCAUUUACAGAAUUCCUAGAUUGUCAUUUGCACUUGAAUAUUAAGAACUAAUCAAUGGUUUGAAAUUUAGCCCGAUCCUCGAGGAAUGAAUGGAUAAUUGAAUAUCCGGAUUUUGUACUAAUAUUAAUUUUGAAUGAUCAGAUUUCCUUCCGUUCA